GGAGUUGAGGGGUGGGGAAGGCGGAGACCCAGAGUGCUGGCACCUCUGCAGCUGGGGGCCACCACAGUGGUCCUGAGGGCGCUUGUGUCUUACUCCCUUACCCCAGCCUCCCCAGGCUUGCCCAGGGCUCCUCGCCCUGCACCCCUCACAGCUUCCCCUCUGGGGCAGGUGUUCAGCCCAGUGGGUAUGGUACCAUUUAGGACACACACAUCCCAUAAGAGUCCUGGGUUCAAGUCCUGGUUUGGCCCCUGAUUCCGGCUUCCUGCUAAUGUGGACCCGGGAGACAGUGGUGAUGGCUGAAGUACCUGAGUCCCUGCACCUCCCACGGGAGCCCUGGACUGUGUUCCCAGCUCCCAGCUUUGGCCAGGUCCAACCCAGGUCAUUGCAUGCAUUUGGGAAGUGAACCAACCGUGGGAGCUUGGUCUGUGGCGUCUGUCUCUGAAUAAAUAAUUAAAAAUUUAAAAACAAAGCAAAACGCCCCUCCGCUCUUUGCCUCAGUCCCUGUGGUAGCUCCUCCCUGCCCACUGGCUGGUCCAGGAGACACUGAAGACCCCAGCCCCUCUCUGCCCCUUUGUCAAGUGUUCUUUCUGAAUUAAUUGAUAUGAUUAUUUUUUUUUUCCUUUAACCCAUUUAUAUGAUGGAUUAUGUUGAUUUUUAAAAUAUUGAACCAUCCUUGCACUCUAGGUUAACCCCCACUGGUCAUGGUAUAUUAUUUUAAAAAAAUAUUUAUUGAUUUAAUUGAAAGGCAUAGAAGUGGCAGCUUGGGACUGGUGUGGCACAGCAGGUUAAGCUGCUGCCUGGCAUUCCAGCAUCCCAUUUGGGUGCCAGUUCAAGUCCCAGCUGCUCUACUUCCAAUCAAGCUCCCUGCUAAUGCGCCUGGGAAAGCAGCACAGGAUGGCCCAAGUGCUUGGGCCCCUGCACCCAUGUGGGAGACCCUGAUGGAGUUCCCGGCUCCUGGCCAUUUGGGGAGUGAACCAGUGGAUGGACGAUUCUCUCUCUCAAUCUGCCUUUCAUAUAAAUAGAAUAAAUCUUGAAAAAGAAAAAGAAAAAAGAAGUGGCAGGCUAACCCUGCCGUGCCAUAACACCAGUUCCUGGAAUUUUCUUUACUAGAAUUUUUCUAACAUCAGAGUCAAUUUCUUUAAUAGACAUGGCACUAUUCAGAUGUUCUAUUUCUUCUGAGUUUUGAUCCUUUGUACUUUUCAGUGAAUUUAUCCAUCCCAUCUACCAUUUAUUUUGCCCCGCUUGCUGUAGUCUCAAGUUGCUCAUAUAUCUCAUUUCCUGAGGCGGAAACUCAAGUUUUCGAUUGUAGAUCUUUCUUUUCCAACACAUGCAUUUAAUUCUAUAAAACUUCCUCUAAUCGCUGCUUGCCCUGCAUCCCACAGACUUUGACAAGCUCUGUGUUGUUUUCCAGCUUCUCCUGGGACUUCUUUGACUCAAGUAUUUAAUUCACAAGUAGAGGAGAUUUUCCGGCCAUUACCCCGUCACUGGUUUCUGCUUUAGUUCCUCCGCGGGCUGAAGCACACUGCAUCACGUGUGUAUCCCUUCAGACUUGUUGGGUUUGUUUGCGGCCGAGUGUGGGCUUUCUCAGCAGCGGUCCUGACGGGAGCCUGAAAGACUGGGGUGUUCUGUCUCGGAGGCCGUCGUCGCUGAGUGUGGGUCGGGCUCGGCUGCUGGCCGUUCAGGUCAGCGCAGCCUUAGCCAUGUUCUGCCGGUUCGAUCUGUCAGUCGCUGACAGGAGUGUCUGUGCCCGUCAGUGAUGCCGGGUUCUGAACUGCUUGCCAUUCUGUCAGCUUCUGGCCUCCUGCGUUUUGAUGCAUUGGGGUUAGGUGAGUGUGGAUGUAGAAUUGUUAGUGUUCUUGGAACGGUGGCCCCUUUAUCAUUCUGUAAUGCCCCUCUUUAUCCCUGAUUGUAUGCCUUGUUCUGGAGUUGAAGUGGUCUGAGUGUAAUACAGCUACCCCGUCAUUCUUUUGAUUACGGUUAGCCUGGCAGACCUUUCUCCAAAUCUUUACCCUUUCUCUUCUUAGUUAAGAUUUUGAUUUAACAUAUUUGAAAGGCAGAGGCAGACAGGGAGAGAAGAGAGACAAGAGAAGGAGGUUGGGGCAGAGCGUGAGCUAUUGUCCACUUCCUCUGGUUCACUCCUCAAAUGCCUGGAGUAGCGUGGGCUGGACCAGGUGAAAGCUGGGAACUGGGAACUCGAUCCAGUCUCAUGUAGGUGGCCAGGACCCGGGUACUUCAGCAUCGUCCCUGCCUCCCAGGGAGGGCAUCAGCACUGAGCAGGGCAGGGGUUCUUGAUCACUCAUCUGCUACCUGCUCAUUGAACUAGCUCUUUCCUCCACCCUCAAGCCUUGUCUUCACUAUUCUGUUUCCGUACCAGUGGCACGAACUAAGGUUUCAGUAAGUUUUGUUUUUAAAAGAUAUAAUUUAUUUGAAAGGCAGAGUUACAGAAAGGCAGAGGCAGAGAGAGAGAGAGAGGUCUUCCAUCACUGGUUCACUCCCCAAAUGGCUGCAACGGCUGGAGCUGGGCUGAUCUGCAUCUCCCAUAUGCGUGCAGGGACCCAAGGACUUGGGGCCAUCUUGUACUGCUUUCCCAGGCCAUAGCAGAGAGCUGGAUUGGAAAUGGAGCAGCCAGGACUCAAACCGGCACCCAUGUGGGAUGCCAGCACUACAGGUGGUGGCUUUACCUGCUAUGCCACAGCACCAGCCCCUUCAGUAAGUUUGUCUUUUUUCUCCACUUAUGAAUACAUUUUGGUUACCAUCAUCAUCAGUAAUAUAGAUCAAAUUCAUUAUUACACUCUUAUGCAGUAUUCUGUUGUAUAGAUGGGACUAUAGAACAUUAAAUCAACCCCUAGCGGAUGGAUAUGGAAGCUUUUUCUAUUGCGUGUUAUUCCCGAUGGCUGACAUCUGUUCCUGGCCCCUUGGCUGUGGAGCCAGGGCUUCCCCAUUCCUGACGGUGAACAGCAGGGAGCACUUCAGUCCUGCCUUUGAGGGGCUCGCUGUUGGCAGCCAUCCUGGUGCCUGAGUCAUAGCUGCCCUUAUGACAUCACGGGUCCCCCUCCUCCACUCUUGUCAUGCCGUGGCCGGAGGAACACAGGCCUGAGGGGAUCUGAACCAUCUACACCCAAUCCCUGCGUGACCAAUGGCGGAGACUCAGUCUACACCAGAGGAUGAGCCUCAGCAGAGUGCGGAGCCCAGCGGUGUGUCCUCGGCACCACCCGCCUCAAACAAGAAGGAGAAGACUAAACCUCUGGCCGAGACAGAGAAAGUGGAAAAUGCUGACAGUAAAGUCAAAGAAGUGCCAAAGAGAGAGAAGAAGAUCUUUGAUGAAAAGACGGCAGUUCUGGCGAUCCAGGCCUGGUGGCGGGGCACCCUGGUACGGCGGGUGCUGCUGCACGCGGCCCUCCGGGCCUGGGUCAUCCAGUGCUGGUGGCGCCUGAUCCUGAACAGGGCCCUGGAGAAGAGGCGGCGAGUGGCGCUGGAGAACUUCACCCGGGAGGAGUGGGCGGCCGUGAGGCUGCAGUCCUGGGCCCGCAUGUGGCGCAUCCGCCGGCGCUACUGCCAGGUGCUCAACGCCGUCCGCAUCAUCCAGGCCUACUGGAGGUGCCACACCUGCGCUUCCCGGGGCAUCAUCAAGGGCCAGUACAGAGUCACGGCCAACCAGCUGCAUCUCGAGCUGGAGAUCUUGCUGGGCUCGGGGCCUUGCAUUGUGACAGAGUGUAUUCCCCUCCCAAUAAAGCAGUGACGUGGUCCUCUCCA
Messenger RNA from Oryctolagus cuniculus (rabbit), 3753 nucleotides. It is a transcript of the gene IQCF1, whose product is annotated as IQ motif containing F1. The record is from RefSeq and is a predicted model, not a curated record. Gene Ontology annotation, molecular function: calmodulin binding. Gene Ontology annotation, biological process: positive regulation of acrosome reaction. NCBI's taxonomy places the organism in Eukaryota, Metazoa, Chordata, Mammalia, Lagomorpha, Leporidae. Gene Ontology annotation, cellular component: acrosomal vesicle.